AUUUAAAAGGUCAAGUGAAGCUGCACCUCACGUUUCGGCGUGCCUGCGCUCUCUGCAGGCUGAGCAGACAAAGAGCACGCGGAGCCCGCAGAGGCUGACACCCAUCCCGGAUCUGUUUUCCCGAAAUAAUUUUGGAAUCAUGCCUGAAAUGCCGGAGGACAUGGAACAGGAGGAAGUUAACAUCCCCAGUAGGCGUGUUCUGGUUACUGGUGCCACAGGACUUCUCGGCAGAGCUGUAUACAAGGAAUUUCAGCAGAAUAAUUGGCAUGCCGUUGGCUGUGGUUUUCGAAGAGCAAGACCAAAAUUUGAACAAGUUAAUCUGUUGGAUUCUGAUGCAGUUCAUCACAUCAUUCAUGAGUUUCAGCCUCAUGUCAUAGUACACUGUGCAGCAGAGAGAAGACCAGAUGUUGUAGAAAAUCAGCCAGAUGCUGCCUCUCAACUUAAUGUGAAUGCUUCUGGGAAUUUAGCAAAGGAAGCAGCUGCAAUUGGAGCAUUCCUCAUCUACAUAAGCUCAGAUUAUGUAUUUGAUGGAACAAAUCCACCUUAUAGAGAGGAAGACAUACCAGCUCCCCUAAAUCUAUAUGGCAAAACAAAAUUAGAAGGAGAAAAGGCUGUAUUGGAGAACAACUUAGGAGCUGCUGUUUUGAGGAUUCCUAUUUUGUAUGGAGAAGUUGAAAAGCUUGAAGAAAGUGCUGUGACUGUUAUGUUUGAUAAAGUACAGUUCAGCAACAAGUCAGCAAACAUGGACCACUGGCAGCAAAGGUUCCCUACACAUGUCAAAGAUGUAGCCACAGUGUGCAGACAGCUAGCAGAGAAGAGAAUGCUGGAUCCGUCAAUUAAAGGAACUUUUCACUGGUCUGGCAAUGAACAGAUGACUAAGUAUGAAAUGGCAUGUGCAAUUGCAGAUGCCUUCAACCUCCCUAGCAGUCAUUUAAGACCUAUUACUGACAGCCCUGUCUUAGGAGCACAACGUCCAAGAAAUGCUCAGCUUGACUGUUCCAAAUUAGAGACCUUGGGCAUCGGCCAGCGAACACCAUUUCGAAUUGGAAUCAAAGAAUCACUUUGGCCUUUUCUCAUCGACAAAAGAUGGAGACAAACGGUUUUUCAUUAGUUUAUGUGUUAUGUUUUUGUUUUUUAAUAAGAAGUAUAGUAUGUGGCACUUUUUAAAGAAUAAAGGAAAUAGUUUUGUAUGAGUACUCUUAAUCUUUCAGGUAAAAGAUGCUCUUGCACUAGUGAAUUAUCUGAAGAAACUAAAGGGCAAUGAUGCUGUGUUUGCAGUAAUAUUUGUUUGUCAGUUUGUUCUGGCUUAACUUUCAGGUUCCGUGUAGUAAAUUAUGUUUCUUAAAUAUUUGAGAGCCAGGGCGAAACAGAUCUGCUGUAGACUUUUUUUUUUUAAAAUAAAAUACAUUCACUCCUAUAACCUCCAUAUUUUCAGGUUUCCUGCAACUGUUGACCCUUUCAUGGUAAUUGUUUUAAACUGUGUGAAAUAGUAUGAAAAUCAUUGAUGUUCAUUAUUUGCUUUGCUUGAGCUCAGAUCAAAAUGUUUGAAGAAAGAAACUUUAUUUUUGCAACUUAAGUACAGUUUUUAUGCUUGAGAUAUUUCAAUAUGUUAUGUAUAUUGGAACUGCAGCUUAAUGCCUCCUGCUUUUUUAGCAGUGUAUGGUGAGCACAUGAAAGAGAGGGUGUGUAUGUGUAAAUUUUUGAAUAUAAAUAUGUAACUGUCUUCACUUCAUGUUGCUAAGUGAUAAUUCACAUGUGUGGUUAUACUAAUAAUAGUUGGUCUUGUAUGUCUUUUGACCUUUCAUGAUAAUAAAUAUGUACUGCUAGCAUGUAA
Molecule: messenger RNA, 1834 nt
Organism: Lepus europaeus (European hare)
Lineage: Eukaryota; Metazoa; Chordata; Mammalia; Lagomorpha; Leporidae
Gene: MAT2B
Product: methionine adenosyltransferase 2 non-catalytic beta subunit
Exons: 7
Coding region: 140-1111 (323 amino acids)
Biological process (GO): S-adenosylmethionine biosynthetic process
Cellular component (GO): methionine adenosyltransferase complex
Molecular function (GO): methionine adenosyltransferase regulator activity
Source: RefSeq, a predicted model, not a curated record